This is a messenger RNA of Apaloderma vittatum (bar-tailed trogon), 693 nucleotides long. RefSeq names its product ras-GEF domain-containing family member 1C. NCBI's taxonomy places the organism in Eukaryota, Metazoa, Chordata, Aves, Trogoniformes, Trogonidae. Gene Ontology annotation, cellular component: plasma membrane. The record is from RefSeq and is a predicted model, not a curated record. Gene Ontology annotation, biological process: positive regulation of GTPase activity; Ras protein signal transduction. The transcript is spliced from 8 exons. The annotation marks the transcript as partial. Gene Ontology annotation, molecular function: guanyl-nucleotide exchange factor activity.
ACUUGUUUCAGUGAACAGAAGAAGACGAGUAACCUUGAGGCCUAUGUGAAAUGGUUCAAUAGACUCUGCUAUCUUGUAGCAACAGAAAUCUGCAUGCCUGCGAAAAAGAAACAGCGAGCACAAGUAAUUGAAUUCUUCAUUGAUGUUGCCCGAGAGUGCUUUAACAUAGGGAAUUUUAAUUCGCUGAUGGCAAUCAUUUCUGGAAUGAACAUGAGUCCAGUGUCCAGGUUAAAGAAGACUUGGUCAAAAGUGAAAACAGCCAAAUUUUUUAUUCUUGAGCACCAGAUGGACCCCACUGGUAACUUCUAUAACUACAGAACAGCCUUGCGGGGAGCUGCUCACAGGUCCCUCACCGCACACAGCAACAGGGAGAAGAUUGUGAUCCCCUUCUUCAGCCUGUUGAUCAAAGACAUUUAUUUCUUGAAUGAAGGAUGUGCUAAUCGCCUUCCAAAUGGACAUGUCAACUUUGAAAAAUUUCUGGAACUGGCUAAGCAAGUAGGAGAAUUUAUAACAUGGAAGCAAGUGGAAUGUCCCUUUGAACAAGACCCUAACAUCAUCCACUACUUGCACACUGCUCCCAUUUUUACUGAAGAUGGUUUGUAUCUGGCUUCCUAUGAAAGCGAAAGUCCGGAAAACCAGACAGAAAAAGACAGGUGGAAAUCCUUAAGAUCCACUAUUUUAGGAAAAACUUGA